This is a messenger RNA of Xyrichtys novacula (pearly razorfish), 3396 nucleotides long. The record is from the annotation of a GenBank genome assembly. NCBI's taxonomy places the organism in Eukaryota, Metazoa, Chordata, Actinopteri, Labriformes, Labridae.
UGGUACAGUUAAAGAAUUGGCCAAUGGCCAGCGUGCAUCACUACCGAGGCCACAGAGCCCACUGCUGCAGAAAUGUCCAUAUUUUGUCUGUAUUUAGAGCUGCUGCUAUUAGUCAUUUCCCAGCUGCACUCCGUGAGGUAAAGAGCCUUUUAAACAUGUGUAAGUAUGAGUGUCACUGAGGAACACCUUAAAACUGACCAGUGGCUGUAGUUUGUAGUUUCUUCUCUCGCUCCUUUUGGACAGUUUAUAAACAGCUAGUUAGCAUGCAAAGCUAAACCUACUAGUAUUUUCGUAACGUGUUGCCAAAACUGUCAAUAUGUGUAUGUGUGCAUUCAAAUACACAACAUCUGCAUUGUUUACAUCGUAACGACUUAAUGUUCCUUGGAUUGAUAAUGCACAACGCCCAAAGCUGAUAUUAUGAUUGUUAGCCUAUGCAUUUUUUUCUUGCUGUUUGUUUACUUAUAUCAUCUAAUGCGACUCUACAAACAUAUCAGCAAUUUGCUGAAACAUAUAGUUAACAUUUUUUACUGUAAUAGUAUGUGAUUAAGCACUGUUGGUACUCAGUUUAAAAUUCUAAUAAAACGGAGUAAGCAUAAAUAACUGACAGCAAUGACUUGAGGCUUAGUGAAGGAUGAGGAUGAAUUACACCUUAAAUCAAAAUUUUAAAAUGCCUUAUAGAUAUGUGAAUGGUUAAGAACUUACUGGAAACCAUUUGGUAGCUAAAAGUCAUCAGCAUUAUUGUUAUUAUUAUUGUUUAAAUCAGGAAUGAAAUGACACGUCCUGUCCCUGUUCGUCUCCAGGCAACGUAAGGUGAAGAAGCUCUGGUGGAGGUUGACAGAGUGGAGACGGACGGAGGGUUACACUUUGAAAAUAUGUCAUACAGUAACAGAGAGCUUGUGGAGUUCUUUAUAAGCUACAAACUGUCUCAGAGGAAUUACCCGACCUCUGUGCUAAGAAGAGACGAUGCUGGUGAAAGGACUGAGGGAAACAUGGACAACUCUGCUGCUAGUAACGGCUUAUUGGUCAACAGCAGGAAUGGAGAGGACCAGCCGCAGUCAUCAUCCUCCCCGUGUGCUGACAUAGAGGCUGUGAAGGCAGCUCUUCGGGACUCAGCGGAUGAGUUUGAACUGCUAUUUACACGGGCCUUCAGUGAUCUCUCUUCACAGCUUGACAUCACUCCUGACACAGCCUACCAUAGCUUUAAGAGUGUAAUGGAUGAAGUUUUCAAAGAUGGAGUCAACUGGGGGCGUAUCGUGGGCCUUUUUUCUUUUGGUGGUGCGCUGUGUGUGGAAUGUGUCCAAAGGGGUAUGGGUGAGCUGGUGUCCCGCAUUGCAGAGUGGAUGACCAUGUACUUGGAUGAGAACAUCAGUCCGUGGAUCCAGAGCCAAGGAGGUUGGGUAAGUCUACCGGAAAAAAACGACAACCAAGUACUUUGGGCGGAAAUGCCCCAACUGUGAAAAUCAAAGCAAAUACUAGUACUGAUGUUUAAGGUGUCAGUUAAUUGUCAUCUCUCCCCUAAACAGUCCUCCUAAAAGCCCAAGUACAUGUCUUUCUAACUGCAUGUUGCUGAUCUUUCUCAGAUUUUUAUUUCUCUCAUGUUUGAAAGAAAUGUUAGUUAAUCAAAAGUUUGUCCAGAAGGGGACUUCUUCGACCAAUACAAAUCUUUUCUGAAUUGGCAGUAAAGUAUAGUAGCACUUCAGAUUUUGCCCUGUGUGAUGAAGAUGGGAUAGGAUUCUACAGGAUACAGACAAACAUUGGCUACAAACAUCGGUGCAUGACACAUUAUUUUCCGAUGUGCUGAUUACUGUCAUCUAGGUCAGAACUGGUGUUCAAUCCACAGGUCAUCAUCACUAAUUCAGAGAUAUUAAGGGUUGAAACAUCCCAAACUUCACGAAUAGUCCUUAAACCUUGUUCUAUGUUCUCCCAUUGAUAUUUUGUGAUGUUAUCUGUUGCAUGAUUGGAUUUCAAAGGUUUAUGAAUUUAGUUUGUUACGCCCCUUUUUCUGUCCCCCCCUGCAAACCAAACACUUCACUAAUAUCCUAACAGAUAGUUGAAAUCAGAUCAUUUAAAACAAUACUUAAAUAGUCGCAAUGCUUCACUUUACAAACAAAAAUAGAAGGAAAAACAGGGACAAAGAAUGAUGCCUGCAUAUGUCAAUACAGACCAUCAAAAUAUAAGGGCAUAGGGUAUCUAUAUACUAUAUAUAUAUAUCCUGUUAGUGAUGAAGUUUGAAGUGGUUAGAAGAAAGUCUUCGAAACCUUAUAGAAAUGGAAAAGUGCAAAAUGAUUGUCUGAUGUGUCUCACUUCUCGUCAUUUGAUGGAUAACGAUUCAAAAACUGCAUAAACAUACAGUGCAGAGGUAGCAUCAGUUUUUGCUUUGUGCUGCUUUAAUGUAGGUGAAAAGAAAGUAUUGCUGGGUAAUGCAAUUAAUUUACCUUUUAUUUCCUCAAUGAAAUCUUCCAGGACUGCUUUGCUGAAAUUUUUGGACGUGACGCGGCUGCAGAAGCAAGGAGAUCUCGGGAAAGUCUCACUAGAUGGCUGCUAGUUGGAAUGGCACUGCUACUGGGAAUAGUGGUGGGUGUUUGCAUUACCAAGAAACGGUGAAAGCAUCCCAUCUCUUUUACUGCUGCACACCCUGUGUAAUGCUUCACCAACAAAAAAAAAUAAAGUUAAUGUUUACAAAAACUCAGUCUGCUGGGGCUCUGACAGAAUUAGCAUUGGCUAAAGCAGCUUGUGGGAGUAUUCAUCAUAUGUAGCUUGGUGAGCUGGUAACGUCCUGCUUUGUCCCCUUUCUUUUACAUGCUAAUGUACAGCAGAGAUUUACACCUGUUGAUUGGUGUUACUCACCAGACUGGAAGUGCUUUAAUAAAUGAACCUGAUAAGCUAUCAGUGAAACAGAAUCAGCUGGUUUGAUCAGACUGUGUGUUUUUACUUAACCUAUGUUCUUUAUCCAAGGACCAACUUUUACUAUUUACAAACAGACAGCUAACAAAGAAUAUAAGUUAUAUUUUCUUUUCACUGUGUAAUGGCAAGCUGUACCGAAGUUUUAGGCAUGCUUAAAAAAAUAAAUAUAUUUAUGUUUUUCUUGUGUCUUCUUAUUUUGAUUGUGUUAAACAACCGCUUAACGCAGACACAUGUCUACACAACGUUAUUUAACUGGUUAUACCUGUAAGGAUCAAUAUGGGAUAUAUGCAGCAAUGCCUUUUGUUUCAAAAUGUCUGAACAGGAACACAGAGCUAUACAUACUGCUGUGGCAGUCUAUACAUGCCCACCAUCUCCUUUUUCUGAGGCCUCGCAGCUGAGCUUUAUAGCCGAGGACAAGAUGAUCUAUAUAGAACUGGUAGACGGUGUAUGCUAAUUUCACACUAAGAUAAGAACUUAAUUGAUCCCCAAAGG